GCCCCUUUCUCUCCAUCUGCCAUUUUGGUUUUGUUCCCGUCUGCAGUCGCAAAGCCAGCCAGCAACGCAAUUACAUAGAAGAGACUCAGUGACUCGACAAUACAGUGUUAGAGACCCUCCUAAUCCCGCAUCGCGUUUCUUUUACUUUGUACAAAACGUCCAAUUUUAAUUCCCCGUCGUCCAUUCUGAUAUAUAUACAUAGACACUGCGGGAGAGGAGCGGGUUCGCAUUGGGAAGGGACCGAGAAGGAUUAUUGAUGUCCAGCUCGCCGCUGUCCAAGAAGCGUCGCUUGUCAGGAACAGAGACGAAGACGGGAUCCCACUGCUCCUCCUCUAACUCUGUCAGAACUGAUCUAUCUCACACACCUGCCAACGGCAUGGCUAAGAAUGGCAAUGAUGCUGAGAUUGAUGAAGGCCUGUACUCCAGACAACUUUACGUGUUGGGCCAUGAUGCUAUGAAGCGCAUGCAAAACUCCAAUGUCCUCAUCUCUGGUAUGAGAGGUCUUGGAGUGGAGAUUGCUAAGAAUGUGAUCCUGGGAGGAGUUAGAAGUGUCUCUGUUCACGACCAAGGAGUUGCAGAAUGGAGAGAUCUCUCUUCUCAGUUUUAUCUCCGGGAGGAGGACCUGGGAAAGAACAGAGCAGAGGUGAGUCAGCAUCGUUUGGCUGAACUCAACAACUACGUUCCCGUGACUGCCCACACCGGAGUACUCACCGAGGACUACCUGACCAAGUUCCAGGUGGUAGUGCUGACCAACUCUAAUCUGGAAGAGCAGCAGCAGCUGGGAGAGUUCUGCCACAGCAAGGGAAUCAAGCUGAUCAUUGCAGACACUCGUGGUCUAUUUGGCCAGCUCUUCUGUGACUUCGGUGAGGAGAUGGUAGUGUAUGACACCAAUGGAGAGCAGCCAUUGAGUGCUAUGAUUUCCAUGAUCACAAAGGACAAUUCAGGGGUUGUGACGUGUCUGGAUGAGACUCGUCAUGGCUUUGAGAGUGGAGACUAUGUCACCUUCACAGAGGUCCAGGGUAUGACAGAGCUCAAUGGCUGCCAGCCAGUGGAAAUUAAAGUUCUGGGUCCCUACACCUUCAGCAUUUGUGACACAGCUGGCUUCACAGACUAUGUAAGAGGAGGAAUCGUCUCCCAGGUCAAGAUGCCCAAGAAGAUUGCUUUUAAAUCCAUCUCUUCUUCCAUGGCUGAGCCAGAGUUCAUUAUGACAGACUUUGCCAAGUUUGAUCGUCCAGGGCAGCUGCAUGUGGGCUUCCAGGCUAUCCACGCCUUCCAGAAGAAACACAACCACCUUCCUUCACCUUGGAGUCAGGCUGAUGGUGACGAGUUUUUGGCUUUGACCAAAGAGGUGAACUCUGCCCAGACCGGCUCAGCCAAGGUGGAGCAGUUGGAUGACGCUCUCAUCAAAAAACUGUCCUUUGUUGCUGCCGGUGACCUGGCCCCUGUCAACGCCUUCAUUGGGGGCCUGGCUGCACAGGAAGUGAUGAAGGCAUGCACAGGCAAAUUCAUGCCCAUAAUGCAGUGGCUGUACUUUGAUGCCCUGGAGUGCCUGGCCGAGGAGGAAGGAGUAAUAUUGACAGAGGAAGAGUGUGCCCCUAGGAACAGCCGAUACGACGGACAGAUUGCUGUGUUUGGCACCAAGUUGCAGGAGUUGCUCGGCAAGCAGCGCUACUUCCUGGUGGGAGCUGGUGCAAUUGGCUGUGAGCUGUUGAAGAACUUCGCCAUGAUUGGCCUGGCCGGUGGUGAGGGUGAGGUCAUUGUGACUGACAUGGACACCAUAGAAAAGUCCAACCUCAACAGACAGUUCCUCUUCAGACCCUCAGAUGUUACGAAAAUGAAGAGUGACACUGCUGCUGCUGCAGUGAAGCAAAUGAACCCCUCCAUCAGGAUCACUGGUCACCAGAACAGGGUGGGCCCCGACACAGAGAGGGUCUACGACGACGAUUUCUUUGAGAGCCUUGAUGGAGUGGCCAAUGCACUGGAUAACGUUGAUGCUCGUAUGUACAUGGAUCGGAGGUGUGUGUACUACCGUAAACCCUUACUGGAGUCUGGUACUCUCGGCACCAAAGGAAAUGUCCAGGUUGUGAUUCCCUUCCUCACAGAGUCAUACAGCUCCAGCCAAGACCCACCUGAGAAGUCCAUCCCCAUCUGCACUCUCAAGAACUUCCCAAAUGCCAUCGAACACACACUCCAGUGGGCCCGUGAUGAGUUUGAGGGACUAUUCAAACAGCCACCAGAGAAUGCCUUGCAGUACCUCUCAGAUCCAAAGUUCAUGGAGCGUACUCUGAAGCUUCCGGGAGCUCAGCCUGUGGAGGUGCUGGAGGCUGUUUACAAGAGUCUUAUCACAGACUGCCCCCACAGCUGGGCUGACUGUGUAGCCUGGGCACGCAACCACUGGCAGGUCCAGUACAGCAACAACAUCCGCCAGCUUCUGCACAACUUCCCCCCAGAUCAGCUCACUAGCUCUGGUGCUCCCUUCUGGUCUGGCCCAAAGAGGUGUCCUCACCCACUAGAUUUCAGCACUAGCAAUGAGCUGCACAUGGACUAUGUUUUGGCAGGAGCCAACCUGUAUGCUCAGACAUACGGCAUACCGGGCAGCAGUGAUCGUGCCGGUGUGGUCAAGAUCUUAGGGGAGGUCAAGGUGCCAGUAUUCACCCCUCGUUCAGGGGUUAAAAUCCACGUGUCUGACCAGGAUCUGCAGAACAGCAAUUCCUCUGUUGAUGACUCCAGGCUGGAGGAGCUGAAGGUCCAGCUGCCUUCUCCCGAGACCUCCCAGUUCAAACUCAGCACCAUUGACUUUGAGAAGGAUGAUGACACCAACUUCCACAUGGACUUCAUCGUAGCAGCAUCCAACCUGAGGGCAGAGAACUACGACAUUCCCCCCGCAGACAGACACAAGAGCAAACUGAUAGCAGGCAAGAUCAUUCCUGCCAUCGCCACUACCACAGCAGCUGUGGUCGGCCUGGUGUGCCUGGAGCUCAUCAAAAUCGUCCAAGGACACAAGAAGCUGGAGACAUUCAAGAACGGCUUCAUGAAUUUGGCCCUGCCUUUCUUCGCCUUCUCCGAGCCCAUUGCUGCUCCCAGACACAAGUACUAUGAGAUCGAAUGGUCAUUGUGGGAUCGCUUUGAGGUGACAGGGCUGCAGCCUAAUGGAGAGGAGAUGACACUCAGACAGUUCCUGGACUACUUCAAAAAUGAGCAUAAGUUGGAGAUCACCAUGCUUUCUCAGGGAGUGUCCAUGCUCUAUUCAUUCUUCAUGCCUGCUGCCAAACUCAAGGAGAGACUGGACCUGCCUAUGACAGAGAUUGUGACUAAGGUGUCCAAAAAGAAGCUGGGCAAGCACGUGAAGGCGCUGGUGUUUGAGCUCUGCUGUAAUGACCUGUCAGAUGAGGAUGUGGAAGUGCCCUAUGUCAGAUACACCAUCCGCUGAGCCCUGCAUUGAACCCACCCAAAGGGAGGGUGGGGAUUGCAGGGGGGGAGACCAGGGGAGGGGUGUUUCAAGAGAGGAGUUGAGGUGGGGGAGGGGGGGGUUUGGGGUGGGUGAGUUGAUCCAGGUCAGCUCUACUGGAUCAAUCAGUUUUUUUUAAGGCCUGUGGUUUGUGUAAACCUGUGCCUGAGUGUACAUAGCCCCCGUAAGCUGAUUUAAGGAUACCUGUAUGUGUGUUAGGGAUCCAGUUGGUGCUCGGCUGUGGGAACAGGGGCGUCACUGGAAGGAAGGGAGCAUGUACACUGGACCUCCUGGUAUUUCUGAGUAGCAGAACCUCUCCGCUGAGUAAAAUCUAAGCCUUUUAGUGUUCUCUUGGCACUACUGUUGGAAAUACCCUCACACUCAUACUCGCCUUCAGCACUAAAAGAAGGGACCUUUUUAUCCAGUCUCUCCCUCCGAUCUACGUGCUCUCUUCCUUCCUCUGAACCUUGUCUCAUAGACCUUGUCCCACAUCACUGUUUUUUAUUUCAAAGAUGCACCUCAUUAAGAAGAUCAGCCAAGAAUCCCUGAAAUAUUGUCAAAUUCAUUUAGAAUCCAUUGCCCCCCCCCCCCCCCCCCCCCCCCCUGGCCAUUUCACUGCCCUUAACUCUGCCUGAGACCCUGAAUUCAAAGCCGUAGAAACACCUGAAGACGUAGCCAACCCCCCGAGUUUACAACCUCCCCUGACUAGGAAAUAAUUUGAGAAUCUCACACCCGCAUUCCUGGUUUAAGGCGACCCUACACCCAACUCAUCCAGCACCCUGUGGCUUUGGACGGGCUCUCUCUCUCUCAUGACAUCAGUUCUCUCUUUAUUUCAGGUGUUUUGUUAAUUGUUUAUUUUAUUUUAGGGGGUGGGGGUGGACAGGGUUUUGGCACACACACCUUCUAGAUCAUAAACUGUCUUCUUUCUACUUUGUUAACUCCAAAAAGAUAUCACAGUAUAAGAACAAGGCAAUGAGAUGUAUCUUGAAAUGGGAGCACUUAGUGUGAUAGUGAAUAAACAU
Molecule: messenger RNA, 4470 nt
Organism: Notolabrus celidotus (New Zealand spotty)
Lineage: Eukaryota; Metazoa; Chordata; Actinopteri; Labriformes; Labridae
Gene: uba1
Product: ubiquitin-like modifier activating enzyme 1
Exons: 26
Coding region: 257-3430 (1057 amino acids)
Biological process (GO): protein sumoylation
Cellular component (GO): cytoplasm; SUMO activating enzyme complex
Molecular function (GO): SUMO activating enzyme activity
Source: RefSeq, a predicted model, not a curated record